Paramuricea clavata is the source of this 150-nucleotide messenger RNA. NCBI's taxonomy places the organism in Eukaryota, Metazoa, Cnidaria, Anthozoa, Malacalcyonacea, Plexauridae. The record is from the annotation of a GenBank genome assembly.
ACAAGUCAACCAAGCACCCAUCAUGAAUAUUCAAUUUUUCCUUGCAUUGGUUAUUGCAAUGGGAUUGGUAGCCGGUCUCGAAGCGAAGUGCUGCAAGAGAAAAGGACCUCUCUGCUGUGGAAAUGGCAAAUGCGAUGCGCUCUGCUGUAA